This is a messenger RNA of Trypanosoma conorhini, 2004 nucleotides long. RefSeq lists its product as uncharacterized. The transcript has a single exon. Gene Ontology annotation, molecular function: protein binding. Lineage: Eukaryota; Euglenozoa; Kinetoplastea; Trypanosomatida; Trypanosomatidae. The record is from RefSeq and is a predicted model, not a curated record. The coding region runs from base 1 to 2004 and encodes 667 amino acids.
AUGAAGGCGAAUUCUCCCCACGCAGAGACGAUGCCGGGCGAGUCGUCGCCCAGGCCGCUGGGGCAGCGACGCUCCAGCUCAAAGAGUCGCCGGCUUAUUGAAGAGUACCGGCGCUCAGUCCUGGCGUCCGGGGGCGAGCCGAUGCUGGGCGCGUCGUCCCGCGCGUUGUUGGAGCGGGUCGGGGGGAGGAAGACGACCGCCCUCUCCGCGCGACGCGAGGGCGCAGGGAAGUCGGUGGCGCCGUCACCGACGACGUCGGAUCCCGUGCAGUGGUGCCUGGAUCGCGCCGAGGCGGCCGAGGCGGCGGGGCAGUUGGCGGACGCCGAGAAGUACCUGCAAGGGGCUCUCGAGCAACUGCACCACACGGAAUCUAUUGCGCUGGGGGCGGCCCAUUGCGUCUCUGCCCACGACGACGCAAACCUGGAGCAGGAUCGCGUGAGGACGGCUGAGGUCCUGCGCCGCUUUGGCAAGCUAACGAUGCGGAAGAGCGCGUAUGCAGAGGCGCUUGCGCUCUUCAACCUCAGCAGCCGCAUCGACCCCCUGACGCCUGUCACCUAUGCGUUGCGAGGUGCCUGUCACGAGCACCUGGGGAAUGACGCUGAGGCGUAUGAAGAGUAUAAGAAGUAUCUCUCUCUCAGCCCUCCCACUAUGGCUGUGAUGGCGCACACGGGACAAUGUGCACUAAAGGCAGGACAAUAUGAGGCCGCGGAACGUCACCUGCAUGAACUGCUACGAAUGACGAAGGCAGCCACAACUGGUUCCCUCGCACCGGUCGCGAGUCCCAUCGCCACACUGUUUGAUUCUCCCAGUUUUUACGAGGCGCACGCCUACUACUGCCUGGGUCUUGUGCGGGAGAAGCAGUCAGAGCAAGCAGCGUCGACCUCCUCAGUGGACUCGGCGAGCCAUUCGGCCGAGGCGCUGGCACAGGAGGCGAGGGCAUACUACGACUUGGCGGUGGCAAACUCAGCUUACAUAGCAGCCCUUGAGGAUGCCGCGGAGAGUGCCAUUGCCGUCGGGGAUGCAUCACUGACCUGGGAAAAUUUGCGCCAUUUGCAGCGUCUACGCAGGGAUUGCGCCCACUACUACUUGCGCGCCGCAGACGUAUGUGCCAUGACGAACGACGCCGCCGCCGAGGUGGAGGAGCUUUCCAAAGCACUAGACCAGCGUCAGCCGGUUUCAACGCGUCGGACGACCUUGCUUCGUCGCGCCGCCGUGUACGCGUCGAAGAUGCACAUCUUUGACAAGGCGAUUGUCGACCUCUCGCUCUUGUUGAGUUUGCCAGGCGAUGACCACUGCACAGCGAUGGCGUACUUGCAACGGGCCAAGGCAUUUGAGCAGCGCAGUUGCGAGUGUCCACGGACCUCCAAGGAGGACGUUGGGGCCGCCUUGAGCGACUACGACAGUUUUGUGGCGACGGCGUUGAUGCAUCCGCAUAAACAAACUGCCCCACCCGAAUCCAUUACGGAGGCGAUGCUAAUUCUCGCCAACGGGGCAUUUACGGAAAACAACUAUGCCCGUGCCGCGCACUUUUUUGCGCGUGCAGUCGCGCGGGGUUGGCAGCCGCGUGAGGAUUUACCGCAGCCCUGCCGGCAACCCAAGGCGGGAACAGCGGCCUCGUCGAUAUCACUGACGGGCGUGGAUCUGCUUACCAAGAUGUACGUGGCGAUUGCCCACACUGUGGUGUCGCGGAUUGCCAUCGCCGAGGAUAUGUUCAGGGUGGCCUACGAGCAGCGGGAACGGCCUGCGGCUCACGUCGUCGUUGACUUGAAGAAGUCGAAGGCCGCAGAACGGAAGGAGGCGGAGAAGCCGAUGGUGCCGGUCCCUGCUGUCGGUUACCAGGUGGUGGAAGACCACUACCUGUGGCUGCGCGCACUUGAACCGACCGUCUUCUCCUCCUUGCAGUACGAACUCCUGGAGCUCUGGGAGCCGUACAGGACGGAGGUGGAGCGGCUGCGGGAGGAAUUGAUGCUCACAAGGAGCGGGAAGAAAGUCAAGCGGCGCUGA